This is a messenger RNA of Penicillium lagena, 489 nucleotides long. RefSeq names its product glycosyl transferase family 8 protein. Lineage: Eukaryota; Fungi; Ascomycota; Eurotiomycetes; Eurotiales; Aspergillaceae. The record is from RefSeq and is a predicted model, not a curated record. Bases 1 to 489 code for a protein of 162 amino acids. The transcript has 3 exons.
AUGACUUCAACCGCGCGAAAUGCUACUCUGAAUGUCACUCCGACUGCCACCCCAAGUCCGGCUAUAACGAAACCCUCAAGGACCCGCUAUGCUGUCGCCAUAUUUAUUGGCUCGAAAUUUUAUUUAAAGGAAGGUGCUGAGGAGGACGACGACCAUGUGUUCUAUGUGGGAGCUCGGACUUUGGUUUAUCAGCUGCUCCAUGCAAAGCGUACAAAAUUCAGUAGUCCAGUUUCUGUUGUGGUUCUGGUCAACAAGGCGGUGCGCGAAAGCAAGCGUCAGCGACUACGGGAUGACGUCAAUAAGAACGCGACACUUCCACUUGACCCCAACUUGCCUCCGAUUCCUAAUAGCUAUGUUCUAGCUUCGACGCCCGACAUUGCUUAUAGGCCAUUUGGCUUUCCUCCUAACCUAGCCGCUGAGGACAAACGCGACUAUUUUAGUGCUGGCGUUAUCGUGCUCUCACCUUCGACAGAACUCUACAAACUUUAG